Benincasa hispida (wax gourd) is the source of this 1176-nucleotide messenger RNA. Its product is annotated as BTB/POZ domain-containing protein At4g08455. The record is from RefSeq and is a predicted model, not a curated record. Gene Ontology annotation, molecular function: protein binding. Lineage: Eukaryota; Viridiplantae; Streptophyta; Magnoliopsida; Cucurbitales; Cucurbitaceae.
ACUUCUACUUUGAGGUCCUCGAUUCCAUUGGGUUCUCACUAAUUCCAAUUUGGAAAAAAGAUUAUCUCGAUGUUUGCAACAGAAAUUGAUUGAUCUCCAAAAGGUAAUCCUUCGUCAAUCGCCGGUCUCUUUCGGAUCGUUUCCGUUCAAUCAAAGCAACGAGAAGAGAAUUUUCACAGAAACCCUGCGCCGACGACAAAUUUCCCGAUGCGGCGCCGGGUUUUGUCGUCGACAGCCAUUUCGGACACAGAGAAUGAGUCCGAUCAAGAAAUGAUGAAGUGCUUAUCGUGUCAGGACGAAUACCCGUCACGCCACGCCGGAACCUGCAAGGAGUGCUACGAUGAAGCUAAUGAGACUGAGGAAGAGCUCAAGCGUGAGAUCGAAGACUUGAAAUCAAAGGUCGCUUUCCUCAGGUUUUGGUCCCCUCUCGAUCAUCUUCAUAAUCGGUCGAAUGCUCCUUGCUUUACGGAUGUCGUUUUGAUCGCCUCCAGCGAUGGGCCUGAGGGAUACGCCGUGCCUCUUCCCGCUCAUAAAGCUGUCUUGGUGAGUCGCUCCCCAGUUUUCAAAGCUAUGCUUGAGAAUGAAAUGGAAGAAAGUCGUAGCGGUACCAUAAAAAUCAGCGAUGUUUCAUUUGAUGCCCUCCGUGCCUUUGUUAAUUAUUUGUACACAGCAGACGCCUGUCUUGAUGAGCAAAUGGCUUAUGACCUUUUAGUUUUGGCUGAGAAGUACGAAGUGAAGCAUCUGAAGGCACAUUGCGAGAAGUUCCUAAUAUCAAAACUGAACUGGGACAACUCGAUCAUGAACUAUGUCUUUGCACACCAGCACAAUGGCAAGCAUAUGAUCGAUGCAGCUUUGUCGGUGAUUAUCGACAACAUGGACAAGCUUACCAAAAGGGAGGAGUAUAUGGAACUUGUCGAGAAGGAUCCACGGCUUGUCGUGGAAGUCUAUGAAGCUUACAUGUCUAAACAGGUAAAUACUGCUGCUUGUAGAGAUUGUUCUGUGAAAUAAAACUGAAGAUCUUAUACCCAUUGUGAUUUGUUUUGUGUGCUUGCAAGGACUGUUCUUUAAGAUGAGCAUGCACUCCAAUAACAUUCAGAAUGUAUCUUGUUAAAAGAAAACCAGAACGUAAACGGAAUUUGAUCUAAUCGAUAUGAAAUUUGCUCGUUUGGCUGUAAA